Neoarius graeffei (lesser salmon catfish) is the source of this 1300-nucleotide messenger RNA. It is a transcript of the gene pth1a, whose product is annotated as parathyroid hormone 1a. The transcript is spliced from 3 exons. The record is from RefSeq and is a predicted model, not a curated record. Gene Ontology annotation, cellular component: extracellular region. The coding region runs from base 100 to 417 and encodes 105 amino acids. Gene Ontology annotation, molecular function: hormone activity. NCBI's taxonomy places the organism in Eukaryota, Metazoa, Chordata, Actinopteri, Siluriformes, Ariidae. Gene Ontology annotation, biological process: intracellular calcium ion homeostasis.
GCCGCUCACUGCUCCAGUGCUGAUGCCUGCUCCACACACACACACACACACACACACAUUGCAGGACUGUACCAUAACACGUUUAAAGAAGUAAAAACAAUGGUUUUCGUCCUAAGAGUGGAUAAAACAGUCGUGUUUCUGUGUGUGUGUAUUUUGUGCAACAGCCUGAGGACAGACAGCAGACCAGUGAGCAGGAGGUCCGUCAGUGAGGUUCAGCUGAUGCACAGCAUUGGCGUGCGCAAACACAAUCAGCAGAGGCAGGACUGGCUGCAGGAGCACAUGCAGGACAUACACACAGCCCCGCUGCACGACGGGAAAAUCAGUGACGGACGCAUCACGCUGAAGCACUCGCCGUCCCAAGCCGUUACGCCCGACACAUCAAAAGGAGACGUGAUGGAAAGUCUGGAAAUACAAUGAAACGUGGACACUUCACUGUGUCCUAGACAAGCCGUCUGCAUAAACGUUCCACGUCUCAUCUCAAUCUCAUUCAUGUUAAAUAUAUUGCUAUUUAUUUUUUUCUAUUUAUAUAUUUAAGUAUUUAUAUAGAUGUAUGGAUUUUUAGAAUUUUCUGAAAUACUCCUGCUUGUUGUAAAUAUGUUAUAUACAUGUGUAUUUUAUAGAGCUUUUAUUUCAGAAAAAAAUAUAGAGACAGUACUGGGCAAAAGUCUUAUACAUGUGCAAAUAUGCUCUAGAGUAAAGAUGCCUUCAAAAAUAAUGAAAUUAGAAAAUUAAAAAAAUUUAAAAAAUACUAUAAAGAGCAGUAAACAGGGAUAAAUGAAACAAAAGUCAAUAUUUGGUGUAAUGACACUUUGCUUUAAAAAACAAUUGUAGUCUCAGGUCCAGUGAGUGCAGUUUUAUGCGGAAAUGAGCUGUAGGUUUCACUGAACAUCUUACAGAACCAGCCCCAGUUCUUCUGGACACUUUGACUGUAACGCUCACGUCUUCAUUCUGCACCAAAACCCAGCAGCCUUCAUUAUAUUUUCUUUUUUUAAUCUGAAAAGUGCUCUCUUACGUAUUUUUUUAACAUUUAAUUUUGUGCUCAAAGGCUGUCUAAAUGUUUUUGUACUGACUUGAUAAUGUAGAAAUCAUAAAAUUAAAAUCUAUAGCAGAUUUUGUACUAAAAAAAAAGAAACUGGGUGCCUAAGACUUUUGCACAGUAAUAUAUAAGAAAGCACUUUUAUUUCUUUUAUUUUAAUGAACUGGAAUAAUGUUUACUGAAAACAGGAAUAUAGCAGAGUAGGACCAAAUUAUUUUUCUUAAAGAAAUGGAGAAAAAAGGAAUGUUAUAUAUUUUUAAAACA